CUCUUGCGAAGUUCGUACGAAUUCAUUUGUUGUACCAUUCUUUUCAUAAGUAAACAUGAGAUUCCAUUCUUCAAUUCUUUUGCUCCUAGUCGGACUCUCCGAUGCUUGGGUUACACCGUUGACGAGCACCAACUCUCCGCUCCAGCGAAGUUCAGUGACGACGAGAACCGAUCCGACUAGAGUUGCGUUUUCGUCCCCGCAACAAUCCACUACGGAUGAAUAUUCUGACAAUGACAUCACUGAAAUCCCAAUGUCGAGCGAAGCGAACACGAUUGUGGGAGCGACGAUGGCCGCUCUGGUCUGCUUUGCUGCUAUGACUGCUUCUCCCGAGACAGCUUCGGCGGCGAUGACAACAAAUUCUGAUGUUGCCUCUUCCUCCAUCGUUACGGCAGGUGGAUCGGUGAAGUCCGCUUUGUUUGCCUAUGGACACUACAUUUCUCUUUUAGGAGUUGUUUUCAUACUCGCGACGGAACGCUGGACGCUUGAGAGUGGACCAAAUCUCACGGAUGAAGAAGAAGACAGAUUAGCCAUCGCAGAUACAUUGUACGGCGUCUUUGGUCUCCUUCUUGUAUACACGGGUUACAACCGAUUUUCCGAUCCCACGUUGGGAAAAGGGAUAGACUUCUACAUACACGAACCCAUUUUUUGGUUGAAAAUUGCAAUGCUGGGUGUACUCGGUGCGGCUAGUUUUUUCAAUACCACCAAAAUCAUCCAGCGAUCCGUCGGACGUUACACUGGAGAUAAGACCGUAGAACCCAUGUCGGAAGAAUUGUGUAAUCGAAUGAAAUCCAUUUGUAACGCGGAAUUGACUGGACUGUUAUUUAUUCCCAUGGCGGCGACAUUCAUGGCACGUGGCAUUGGUUACAACGAGUCGAUUCCGUGGCAAGCUGAGGCUGGUGUUGCGGCGUUGAUUUUCGCGGGAUUGUCGUUCAAAUACAUCAAGGAGGCUCUUACUUUUGAAUCGCGACUUGCCGAGACUACUUCUGCCAGCGAAUAAAAAUCUAUUUUUUUUGUCAACGAAACAUGCGUCCACUCUUGCAUCGUAAGCAAUGAGUGUGUUGAAAAUAUUGUCGUACACUAGAACUUGUUCCACAUUUGUUUCGCGUCUUUCUGGAAAAUAUUUCAAAUCGCGUGAACAGAUACCCUGACGGCAGUGGAUCAUUCAAGAAAUCAUAGUAGUUGUA
Pseudo-nitzschia multistriata is the source of this 1184-nucleotide messenger RNA. The record is from the annotation of a GenBank genome assembly. Lineage: Eukaryota; Bacillariophyta; Bacillariophyceae; Bacillariales; Bacillariaceae.